Acanthochromis polyacanthus (spiny chromis) is the source of this 1297-nucleotide messenger RNA. RefSeq names its product semaphorin-3D-like. Bases 83 to 1297 code for a protein of 404 amino acids. NCBI's taxonomy places the organism in Eukaryota, Metazoa, Chordata, Actinopteri, Pomacentridae. Gene Ontology annotation, biological process: axon guidance; semaphorin-plexin signaling pathway; positive regulation of cell migration. The transcript is spliced from 10 exons. The record is from RefSeq and is a predicted model, not a curated record. Gene Ontology annotation, molecular function: chemorepellent activity; semaphorin receptor binding.
CAUCCAGUUGCAGCUCUGACUGUGAUGAGAUCUUCUGGACGUCCUUCUUCUUCUUCUCCACGUCGCUGAGGAUCCUCCAGAGAUGCUUCCAGACUUCAGGUCCCUCCAAGUCCUGGUUCUGGUCCUCCUCACACUGCUGCAGACCUCAGAGUCCAGAUCCUGGACCCAGACGGGGCCUCGGCUGCAGAUCUCUCACUCAGAGCUGAGGAACGGUUCUGCGGUGUUCUGGGAGGACGGGGUCAGCGGAGGGUUCCAGGUUCUGCUGCUGGACGAGGACCAGGGCUGGUUACUGGUGGGAGGGAAAGACCACGUCUACCUGCUGAGGCCGGACGGUGUGGAGCUGAAGACCAGGACGAUCUACUGGCCGGCUGCUAGAGAACACGUGGAACACUGCAGACUGGCAGGAAAGAGUCUGGAGACCGAAUGCGCCAACUUUGUCCGUCUACUGCAGCCGUUCAAUAAAACUCACAUUUAUGUUUGUGGAACCGGAGCUUUCCAUCCUCAGUGUGCAUAUCUGCAGCUGGGACCCAACACAGAGUUCCUGUUGUCAUCGGUGGAGUCUGGACGAGGAAAGUGUCCCUUCAGCCCCACAGAGCCGUUCGCCGCCCGGCUGGCCGAGGGUGAACUCUAUGCAGGAACCUCAGUGGACUUCAUGGGAGCGAACGCCGCCAUCUUCAGGUCGUCCGUCCAGGGCAGCAGCCAGCAUUACAUCCGGACCGAGGCCUACGACCACAACUGGCUCAACGAGCCGGAGUUCGUCGGUUCCUUCUCCAUCCCCGAUACUCACAGUCCAGACGACGACAAAGUUUAUUUCUUCUUCAAGGAGCGAGCUGUGGAGGCCGGACAGUGGGACCGGAGGGUUUACAGCCGAGUGGCUCGAGUCUGCAAGAACGACGUCGGAGGAAAGAGGAGUCUGAUCAACCGCUGGUCGACCUUCCUGAAAGCCCGGCUCGUCUGUUCGGUUCCGGGUCCGUCUGGAGUCGACACUCAGUUCGAUGAACUCGAGGACAUCUUUGUUCUGGGACCAAAGACCCUCAGAAUCCGACCGUCUACGGAGUCAUUCAGCACCUCCAGCCUGAUGCCUCGUGCACGCUCACAGCCUGAUGCCUCGUGCACGCUCACAGCCUGCCGCCUCGUGCACGCUCACCACCUGAUGCCUCGUGCACGCUCACAGCCUGCCUCCUCGUGCACGCUCACAGCCUGCCUCCUCGUGCACGCUCACAGCCUGCUGGUGCAGUGUCUGGUGGAGGUCAGAGGUGAAGAGGCCCAGCUGGUUGUUUUUGUAACCCUGAAGUAG